Molecule: messenger RNA, 1545 nt
Organism: Brachypodium distachyon (stiff brome)
Lineage: Eukaryota; Viridiplantae; Streptophyta; Magnoliopsida; Poales; Poaceae
Exons: 1
Coding region: 152-1132 (326 amino acids)
Source: RefSeq, a predicted model, not a curated record
ACGCCGCCCGUCCCCGCCCUUUCUCCAUUCCCCACCUCCGCCAUUAUUUAUACCCCCUUCUCCUCCGCCUCUCUCCGUCUCUCUCUCUCUCGCUCUCGCUUGCUUUGCUCAUCGCCUCCGCCGCCGCUCAGCACAGACAGAGCCGGCCCAGAUGUUCCUCACCGAGAAGUACCACGCGCUCCUCCCCUUCCACCACCACCGCAAGGCGCCGCCGUCGCCGUCGCCGGCGGUGGUAGCAGCGUCGGACGCGAGCUCGGGGUCCCGCUUCGAGGCGGCGCUCGCGGCGCGGCUCGGGACCCUGCUGCCGCUGCUGGCGUCUUCCUCGCCGCUCGCGCUCCUGGCGCGGGUCGCCGACCUCCUGGCGGCCACGCUCGCCGACGCCGCGCCCGCGCUCCUCGCAGGCGCCGGCGGGGACGCGUCCGCCGCCGCCGUGGCCGAGCACCUCGAGGCCGGGGUGGCGCUGCUGGACGCCUGCAACGCCAUCGCCGCCCGCGUCGACCGCCUCCGCCGCCGCCGCCUCCUCGCCCGCUUCGCGCUCCACCUCCUCUCCCCCCCGCAGCCUUUAUCCGCAUCCUCCACCGCCCGCGCGCGGGCCGCCCUCGCCGACCGCGCCGCCGUGGAUCCGAAUUCCCCGCCGCUCCCUUCAAUCCCUUUCCACCCUCCCCGCCGCCACAAGCCCGCCGCCGCCGCCGCGCGCGUGCUCCUCGCCGUCAACGCCGUCUCCUCCCUCGCCGCCUCCGCCGCCGCCGCCAUCCUCGACCACAGCAACACCAAGACCACAACCCUCCUCGUCCCCGUCACCAGCAACCUCCCGUGGGCGGAGCCCUUCAACGCGGUCUCCAUCAGCCUCUCCGCCCUCGCCCUCUCCUCCGCCUCCACCACCGAAGCGGACGCCGAGGAGGAAUCCGUCGGCAAGCUCGCGUCGGCACUCGAGAACGAAGAGGGUUCAGACGAGGCGGCGGUGCGCGCGGCCGCGAAAGAGGUGGAGGCGCGGACGGAGGAGCUGGCGGCGCGGCUGGACCGGCUCUCCGACGCCGUCAACGGCGUCUUCCGCGCCGCGCUCCGCCUCCGCGACGCCGAGCUCGGCACCUUCAUGGCCGCGGGACCCGCCCUGCAGACUCCGCGCAAAUAGCCCUUCGCUCGCUCGCCGCGUAAAUACCCCCUCACUAAUUACCUCCAGUACCACCAGUCUUGUUGUAUUAUACUCGUGUUAUACAGUAUACUGCGCCUGUAGCUACAGUCGUAUACAGUCAGGUGAGGUCAGGUCUGGGCAACAAGGGGAUUAUACAUACUGCGUGCGUGCGUGCGUCAAGAGGGUCAAGGAGGCCGCAUAUGAGAGGAACGAAGAAACUUUGCAUUUUGCGCCCUUUCGGAAAUGUGGAGUCCGGUCAGUGGGAAGAAAAGAAAACCGUUGCAAAUCCACCCCGUGUCUGUAAUUUUGCCGCUGUUUGUGAUGCCAGUUUAUGUAUCAUCAUCUUGUAUGAAACCACAGGCAACAAAUCUCCUCUAGCUAUAGUCCUCUUGGUGUAGCAGUUUAGUUGCUUC